UCGCCUCCAAGCUCAUCUCCUCUGCUCUCUCUGUUCUUCGUUUCCAUGAAAGCAAUGAACCGCGCGCCACGUUCCUCCCAUGCAAUUUCGUGUCCUCGCCAUUUCCACCAACUCAUCCCUUCUUCCCUCCCUAUAAAUCCAUCCCGUUCUUCCUCCUAUCUCCUCACCGAUCAGGCUCGGCGAGUUCUUAAUUGUUUGCUCCAUCGCAAUGGCUACUAAGCCCGAAGGUUUGCUGCUUCUCCUCGCAGUAGUUCUCCUCUUGUCCUCCAGCUUUGCCGACGACUCGAGGGGCGACCCCGAGAAGCGACUGCAGCAAUGCCGGCAGCAAUGCCGGCAGCAGCAGCAGCUCAGCCAGCGGCAGAGGAUGCAGUGCGAGCGUUCAUGCGAGGAGCAAUACGAGAGACAGCAAGGCGGGAAUCGUGACGGCGCCGCGAGGCGGUACGAGGAGUGCCUGCAGGAGUGCAGCAAGCACGGCCGCCACGACGAGCAGCAACGCCGCCAGUGCGCGAGCCGGUGCGAGGCGCGAUACCAGGAGGAGCGAAGGGGGCGCGCUGCAGAAUUACUCGAAGAAACCAUUGAUAGAAAAGACCCCGAGCAGCGUCGUCAAGAGUGCCGCGAGGACUGCCGACAGAGCGAGCACGGCCGGCGCCAGGAGCAGCAGUGCGAGCAGCGGUGCGAGGUGCAGUACCGCGAGGAGCGCGGCCAUCGGAAGGGGGACCCUCAGCGACAGGAGGAAGAGGAAGAGGAAGAGAAAGAGCACAACCCUUAUCACUUCGACCGCCAGAGCUUCCGCUGGAUAGAGAAAACAGAGCACGGCGACAUCAGGGUUCUCCCCAACUUCCUCGAGAAGUCCAAGCUGCUGCUGGGCAUCGCCAAUUACCGCAUCACGGUGACCGAGUUGAAACCGCGUGGCUUCGUGCUGCCGCAGCACGUGGAUGCUGAUGCCUUCGUCUACGUCGCCAAAGGUUCCGGAGUCAUCACUCUCAUAUGCCAGGACAAGAAGGAGACCUACGAGCUCCGGCAGGGAGACAUCAUCAAAGUACCUGCAGGAGCCAUCAGGUAUCUGGCCAACAAAGACGACGACGAAAAGCUCGUCUUAAUCGACCUCCUGAAACCCGUCUCCACUCCUGGUCUCUUCGAGUUCUUCUACGGUGCCGGAGCACAGAACUUCUUGAAGAGUUUUAGCGAUGAGAUCCUCGAGGCGGCUUUCGAUACGCGGGGAGAGCGGGUGCAAAGGCUCUUCGGGCAACAGAAGAAAACGGGCAUCGUGACGGCGUCGGAAGAACAGAUACGCGGGCUGAGCCGCCAGGCCUCCGAAGGUCGGCAUUGGCCGUUUGGGGAAUCCCAGGGCACCUUCAAUCUCCUGAGGAAGCGCCCGGUUCACUCGAGCCGCCGAGGCCAACUGCACGAGGCCGACGGCGACGACUACCAGCCGCUAAAAGAGCACGACAUCCAAAUUUCCUACGUUAACAUCACCCAAGGUUCUAUGAUUGCGCCGUACUUCAACAGCCGGGCGACCAAGAUCGCGAUUGUGGUGGAGGGAGAAGCUCGCAUCGAGACGAUAUGCCCGCACCUGUCCGAGCAACGGCAGAGCAGGGAGCGGCAAGGUCGAAGUCAAGAAGGCGAGGAAGGUGAAGGUCAACGGUACAAAAGGGUGCGCUUCCACGUGCGACGGGGGUCGGUGGUGGUCCUCCCGCCGGGCCACCCGACAGUGGUCGUGGCGUCGAGCGCCGAACACGGAAAGGGAAACUUUGAAGCGGUCUGCUUCGAGAUCUGGGCGGAGAAGAACGAGAAGAACUUCCUGGCUGGGAAAAACAACGUGUGGAAACAGAUGGAGAGGGAAGCCAAGGAGCUGGCGUUCGACGUGCCGGCGAGGGAGGUCGACGAGGUGCUGCAGGCACAAAGUGAUCAGAUUAUAAUCGCAGGGCCAGAGGAGCGACAGGGCGGUGGGGACGGCAGCGGUCGUCGCCGGGACAUUCCUUUGAUAGAGCUUGCUACGGCGUUUGUGUGAGUAUCCGCGGGUUGUUACAAAAUAAAACAGAGAGCUUUUGGGACGUCGCUCUCAGUACGGCCGAGGUCGAGUAUCGUUUGUAUGUAUGUGACUGUGUAAAAACACAUGCAAAUUAAUAAAAUCCUGGUCUUCAAAAUAA
Messenger RNA from Zingiber officinale, 2150 nucleotides. RefSeq names its product vicilin Car i 2.0101-like. The record is from RefSeq and is a predicted model, not a curated record. The transcript has 4 exons. Bases 209 to 2011 code for a protein of 600 amino acids. Lineage: Eukaryota; Viridiplantae; Streptophyta; Magnoliopsida; Zingiberales; Zingiberaceae.